AUGGUAGAAAGGUUCGAACUCCGUUUUGCUAAAUUGUUGAAAUCAGACAAUGUCGGAAACAAUGCUUUUCGUAAUGUCUUUUUAGAGAGAUGUGGUGAGCCAUUAGGUCUAACAAACGGACGAAUUAGAGACGACCAACUCAGUGCGUCAUCGUCUUUUGAUGCAGACAGUACCGGUCCUCAACACGCCAGAGAAAUUGAAAACGCUCGAACAGCCACCCGAGCUCUGGAACUAAUAACCAAAAGAAUUUUCAGGGCUCGUACUCAUACCGGCAGUGGUGCAUGGUGUCCGCUUCACCAAGUAAAUAACACUCACAAGGAAUGGAUCCAAAUAACUUUCGCGAGGGACACAGUGGUAAGUGCUGUGGAAGUGCAAGGACGCUUCGACGAGGGUCGGGGAAUGGAGUUUGCCAAAGCGUUUAAAAUCGAAUACUGGCGACCAAGGCUCACUGGUUGGGCUUCAUAUAGGAGUGAAGAAGGUCUCGAGAUCAUUCCUGGUAACAGCGAUACCCGGACGGCCGAAGUUCGAGUUUUGGAUGCGGGUAUUGUGGUUCGCCGAAUUCGGGUGGUACCAUUGUCCAACACCACAAGGACUGUCUGCCUCCGAUUAGAACUAUACGGCUGUAGUUAUGAAGAUGCUCUUCAAUCCUACUCAGCACCUGUGGGCUCGGUUACCGAGGAAGGCUCCUUCGUAGAUAUAACUUACGAUGGCCUCAUUUCUAAGGAUAUAGCCGACGGUGGUUUGGGCCAGCUGAGCGACGGUAUAAUUGGAAGUGAUCCGGUCAUUUCACCCCAUCGGUGGGUUGGUUGGAAGAAGGACGUCGAUGGAGAUGGGUAUGUCAGUUUGCUGUUUACCUUUUCCGAGGUCCGAAACUUUUCUGCAGUCGAUCUACACGUAGCCCACUCGUUGCAGCUGGGAGCACAGGUAUUCUCCCGAGCAGUGGUCUCUUUUUCCGCUAAUGGAGCCGAUUUUUCUUCGCGCUUGGUUGAAUUCUUCCCACAGCAAUUGAGUUUCCCGUCAUGGAUCCGAAUUCCCAUUCCCAAUCGAGUCGCUGCCGUCUUGAAGGUCUGUUUAUAUUUCCCGACGGGAUCUGCGUGGCUCCUGCUGUCGGAGGUUCAUUUCGAAUCAAGCGCUGCCCGACUCGAACUGAUUCACUUCGACUCAGACGAGGAGCGCUCGGACAGUAUCACCUAUUUCUCCGUCGACGAGUCCGAUGAAGGACGUAUUGGCACUUUGAUACUCCUAUGUCUACUUACUUUGACCGUCAUCUUUCCACUCCUCGUAGUCUGCUUCUACAGAAAGCGUGACAAAAUCCGAACAGCUUCGCCGCCUCACGGCUUUAAUGGAGGAGUGAGUGAAAGUCUGGGACGUAUACGUAAGGCAGCACCUCCUAAAAAGUCAUUCCAGACAAUUUCACCUUCUACUUAUCAGAUGGCCAGGGACAAUAUGGAGAAUGCAUUGUUGGAAAAAUGCCCUAUGAUCGUGAUCUCGUCAGAUUACGCAGAGCCGAUCUUCUCCAGAGACAAAUCAUCCUUGGAACCAUUGCUGAACUCUUUCCAUAACCAAGCCAUGGACGUAUCGCACUACGCUGAUACCAAAGUUGCAGGGUCAACACUGAGGUAA
Messenger RNA from Haemonchus placei, 1623 nucleotides. The record is from the annotation of a GenBank genome assembly. NCBI's taxonomy places the organism in Eukaryota, Metazoa, Nematoda, Chromadorea, Rhabditida, Trichostrongylidae.